GUGAGUCGUCUACUGAUGCUAGGCGGGGCCAAUGUGAACUACAGGACAGAGGUGCUGAACAACGGCCCAGUGCUGUGUGUCCAGUCCCACCUGGGCCACCAGGAGAUGGCCGGCCUGUUGCUGGAGUUCGGGGCUACCGUGGACGUGGUGUCCGAGAACGGCAUGAGCCCUCUCUGCUUCGCCUCGGCUGCCGGACACCUGGGUUUAGUCAGCCUGCUCAGCAAGAGAGGAGCCAAGGUUGGUGGCACUGCCCCUAGACUCACCCUCAGACAACUACAGGAUCAGGGCUAACCUCUAUCCCAGCUUUUCCCUUAACACUAGAACCGCUGGUCCUCGAUGGACCCCCCUUCAAGCUAAUGAGCAGUGUAUCUAACAGUGUAUUUCAUAUAUUUCAUAUAUGCUAUCGCAAAAAUAAUCAUUUGGUUGUGUUUAGAAGGCCUUGGGUAACAUUAGAAUAUGAUUUUUAUUUUAUUUCAAAUAACACAAUAGCAUUUUCAUUAGUUUACUGUAGUUUACUGUAGGCUAUAUGUAAAAACAAAAAUCCCCCAAAAACGCCAGAAUUCAAGUGUUCAAUCAAUUUUAUUUGUGGAAUACCUUUGUUACAAUUAUGAAACAGAAAGCAUAUGUUCUGGAACACAGUAACAGCUUAUUUUUAUAACUACAAAAUAAAUAUACCCCAACCACAAGAAGCACAGUCAAAUUAUGAAAACAUCAGUAGCCUAAACAUCAUUAUAAGCGCCAAGUGGCCUUUAUAAAUAGUGAAACUCGACACAAAAGCAAUAAUGCCAUGAUAAUGAUAUGACAGCAGUAAGAAAUUGUCAAUUAUUGUCAGCUCGUGCUUAUAUUAUGUGCAUCUUGACGCAAUGGCAUCAGUUGGAUUUCAUUUAUCUGUUAUCCCUUGUCCUAACAGUUGGCACAAUUUUCGUAACUUUCACUUCCUUGACACACUUUGACAUACCUUUGUUUGGUUGUAGUGCUAAAUAGUCUCAGAUUUUCUCUUUAUUGUGUCCCGUUGUCUUGUCAUUCUUCAGCACCGUUUUGGAGUACAACGGCUGUGCAGGUGCCUUAUUUUGCGCAGCGGGAGGGAGCUCCCAUCUCACUUUGUUCAUGGUGCCGGCCAGACUUGUUUUCUUUGCAAGAAAAUUGUUAGCCAAUGACAGUGAAGUUAAGAAAUUGUCCAUGGUGACAUUUCUCCCCUUGCCAACGUAAGGUUCCACAAGCCCCAUCACCGCAUUAUCCAACACUUGCUAGAUAUUGAAAGCCGUUCAGUGUGUACAAAUAUGCACGCUCUCACUGUGUAGCAUACUCGGAGUAGGCCAGAGUAGACUGAUAAGACUGUUUUGAUUCGGUGGACUGAUAUAGGGUACAUACCAUUUUAAGGUUAUGAUUAGAAUGGAUUAAUGCAAUUGAAUGGCCCGCCCUGUUCUUCAUUCUCAAUUGGUAAUUCGAUAAUUAUGCAUAAUUUGCUUCCUCUCGCUCAUCAACUCACCCAUUCUCCCCAUCAUACUUUGCUUAAUUUAUUUCAUCUGUUGUUAUAUGUGUAAAAUUAGUUUCGGUAUAGUUUAGGUUCAGUUUCGAGGCAAUUAUUGGGGUGAUUAUCAGCUGGGCACUGCACUUUCAACUGUCGAAAGAAGGAGCUGAGCUGGCCCUACUGUUGGGAGAAGGAGGGGCAAAGGAGGAAAACCGUUCAAAGAAAUGAGAUUAAGAUUCUAACACCAACAGUGUGUUAUAUAGACUUAUUUAGGAAACGUCAAGGACGGAGGGGGGCAUGACUUAAAAAAUGGCAUAGUAAUAAACAAUUAAAAUCAUGAGCAGUCAAAAUGACUGCUUUAGUGGUUCUAGAGUUAAAAGUGAAUGCUAGAUGACAGAGACUGGCAACACAAUAUUAGAUCAGGGCAAAUACAGCUAUUAGUACCAGGGGAGACAUUAGAACUAAGAUCAUAUUUUGGAACCCUAGCUUAAAGGUUUUGAUAAGACCUCACAUAGAUUGUAAAGCUACUCUGGGAGAGUGUAGGAGGAGCUAUGUCACUGUAUUACAGCAGAUAAAACAUGGUCAGAUGAGCCCUGUUAUUGUUUUGUUGCAGGUUGACCAUGUGGAUAAGAGCGGUCAGUGUGCUCUGGUCCAUGCUGCUCUGAGGUGCCACCCUGACAUCAUCCAGUACCUCCUGGAGCUGGAGUGGACCGCCGAGGGCCAGCAGCAGAACUGCAGUCUGAAGAACAAGGCCCUCCAGCAGGCUCUGAUCGCUGCCUCCAGCAUGGGACACACACAG
Messenger RNA from Coregonus sp. 'balchen', 2270 nucleotides. Lineage: Eukaryota; Metazoa; Chordata; Actinopteri; Salmoniformes; Salmonidae. The record is from the annotation of a GenBank genome assembly.